GGCGUGUCGUAUGUAACAAGGAACUCCCCCUUAGUGGACACUCAAAUCCCAAAGUUAGCUGUCGCUGUUCGCGCUCGUAUAGAAAAAAAAUAAUUUGAUAAAGAUUAUUUAAAUAGCACAGCAGUUUACAGUCCGUAUCCACCAGAUCCACACAAAACUUGGUCUUUGUAGACGACCAUGUCUGUUGUUCCGGACAAAAGAGCACCGGAGGAUGAAGUGGACGCUCGGGCGGCCGGUGUCGACGCUCCGUCAGGCGGAGCCUCGAGCUCUUCUGUGUCCCCUGGAUGCUCGCAAGUGGACGCCAAGGCUGAAGACCUUCUGUACAGGUACAAGCUGGACUACCCUAGCCUCGGAAUGUGCGUCAUCAUCAACAACAAGAACUUUGACAGAAACACGGGCAUGAAUGCCCGCAACGGCACGGAUGUGGACGCCGGGAACGUGAUGAAGGCAUUCACCAAACUGGGCUACAAAGUAACCGUGAAAAAUGACCUUACCGUGGAGAAAAUCAAGCAGGUGUUGUCAAAAGCUGCCCUGGAGGACCACAGCAAGGCGGCCUCCUUCGUGUGUGUCCUGCUGAGCCAUGGCGAUGAUGGCGUGCUCUACGGCACCAACGGCCCGGUCGACCUCAAGAUCCUCACGGGCUACUUCCGUGGCGACCACUGUCCAACCCUGGUGGGAAAGCCCAAACUCUUCUUCAUCCAGGCGUGCCGAGGGACUGAUUUGGAUCAGGGCAUCGAGCAGGAUGGGGACCUCGAAACAGACGGGCCCGGGAAGUCUCCAGACAGAAUCCCCGUGGAGGCAGAUUUCCUGUAUGCAUACUCCACUGCCCCAGGGUACUACUCAUGGAGGAACACCAUGUGCGGGUCCUGGUUCAUCCAGUCUCUUUGCGACAUGCUGGGCAAGUAUGGGAAUCGGCUGGAGCUCAUGCAGAUCAUGACCCGAGUCAACCACAAGGUGGCGCUGGACUUUGAAUCCUCGUCCGACAUCCCUGGAUUCCACGCGAAGAAGCAAAUUCCUUGUAUAGUGUCUAUGUUGACCAAGGAGAUGUACUUUAAGUCAUAGUGAUGCUCCGUAGCUGUUGCUGGGAAGCCGAGUUUUAUAUUCUGUGUGUUUUCUUAUUCAGGGUUGUGUCUAGGCCUUUUUACUUGUUUGGAUUUAUAUCAGCUGAAAAUGUGCCUCCAUUAAGCUGCACAGUUGUUCCAGGGACUUCUGUGCUUUAUAGGACAUAUCAGACUUCGCAGCACUUUGCUGACGGGAGCAUGCUGUCAUACAGGUAACCAUGGUGAUGGUGCGCAGAGCAUACCUACUGUCUCGGGCAAGUGCAGUCAUGUAACUGCAGGCCUGAGCCAUUGUGGGGAAGUGGGAGCCGCUGUUUUCAGGCCGUCCUCCUGGCUAAGCCUAAGAACUGGUCCCCACUUCCCAGUCUCAUCUGCAGAUCCCACCUUGGUCCUCUUGGUCCUCCAUCUUAGGGUUUUUCCAAGUAACACCCUUGGCCUCCCCGUAUCGGCUAUAGGCUCUGUUCUCCCACACUGUGAUCUUUGUGGCCUGUGCGUCCCCCCCACCCCCCAUGCUUCCUCCAAUUGUGUGUCCCGGCUGUUUGGGGGGGAAACCCAGAGCUUGCGCGUGGAUGCUGUUCCAGGGCCCUUAGCCUGAAGCAGGGGCCGGGUUGUUCGUUUAAACAUUAACCAAGGCCUGAGGAAAUGUAUUUGAAGGCAUGUUUUGAGUUUAUCAUGUGGAGGUGAUGCAUCUGCAGGGAAAUUACAUGUGAGUAAUCUAGCAAUUUAGCUGUUGAAUUGACUUUUUAUAAGUCGUUUUGUAUUUUCACUGUUCUGAUGUCCUUGAUCACUGCAGCUUCCCACAGAAGUCGACCACUACAGUGAGCAUGUGUCAUGAGUCUUAUUAAAGGCUGUCAUUUUGGAGAA
Molecule: messenger RNA, 1922 nt
Organism: Brienomyrus brachyistius
Lineage: Eukaryota; Metazoa; Chordata; Actinopteri; Osteoglossiformes; Mormyridae
Gene: casp3a
Product: caspase 3, apoptosis-related cysteine peptidase a
Exons: 7
Coding region: 178-1062 (294 amino acids)
Biological process (GO): erythrocyte differentiation; positive regulation of apoptotic process; neuron differentiation
Cellular component (GO): cytoplasm
Source: RefSeq, a predicted model, not a curated record